AUGCAGUUCGAAUCGGAUUUUCGGUUCGACAUGGACGAUGGCUUCAGCAUGUGCAGCCAGGCCAUGUCAUGCCCCUCGGCCGGCACGAGCUUCUCCUCCGCCUCGUCGGCCUACGACCCCUUCACCCCCACGUCGAGACGGUCGACGCCCAACGAACUAUCACUUGACUUUGACGGAGCCUCGUUUGGCGCCUCGGGCCACGCUGACCUCACCUCGCCCGCAAACAACAUGACCAAGUACAUGUUUGGCCCCGUCAAGACGGAGCCCGAGCACAUCUCCUUCCCCAACAGCCUGCCGAGCACGCCCAUGAAGAAGCUCGACGGCAUGGCCACGCCCGACUACGAACACAUGCUGGACAUGAACAUGAACUCGCAGCACUCGAUGGGCUCAGUCACUCCUUCCGGUCCCUAUCCCAUGUACACCAUCUCACCCCAGACGACCAUGGGGCCGACGUCCUUUAUGAUGACGCCCACUCACAGCCUUUCGGGCUCCGAGAUGGCCGAGUCCUCCUCCUCUUGGUCAUGCGCCAAUGACAGCCCCAUUUCAUUUUUCCCUCAAAAAAGCCUCGCUCCUCACGACCUGGACGCCGUCGACCUCGAGCGACACUCGGAAUCACCCAUGGACCGCUACCACCUGCACUGCCCACCAUCGCCCGGUCGUCUUCGUGCGCACCGCAAGAUGAUGGUGCACGAAAUCCAGCGCAAGACGACGGAGCUGCAACGUGCCCAGAUCCGAGCGACGACGAGAAAGGUUCCCGGACCCGCGGACAAUGCCUCGGUGGACGUGGUUCGCAGAGCCAUGUGCAAGUGCGACUACCCCGGUUGCCACAAGGCGUUUCGUCGCAACGAGCAUCUCAAACGCCACAAGCAAACCUUCCACGGCGAAGGACCUAACCGAUUCUCGUGCGAGUUUUGCGGCAAGGACCAGUUCAACCGCCAAGACAACCUGAACAAUCAUCGCAAGCUCCACGCGAGGCCCAACAGCCGCAACCGCGGUGUCGAGUUCAUCCCAGCCGCCGUUCCUGUUAUCGAGCAAGAAGAGCGAAGCCGCAAGAGGCGGGCCCCACCCAAAUCAAAGACGGCUGAGAAGCGGGGCGAUGAUUUCUGA
Messenger RNA from Drechmeria coniospora, 1107 nucleotides. Its product is annotated as putative zinc finger protein odd-paired-like protein. The transcript is spliced from 2 exons. NCBI's taxonomy places the organism in Eukaryota, Fungi, Ascomycota, Sordariomycetes, Hypocreales, Ophiocordycipitaceae. The coding region runs from base 1 to 1107 and encodes 368 amino acids. Gene Ontology annotation, cellular component: nucleus. The record is from RefSeq and is a predicted model, not a curated record. Gene Ontology annotation, biological process: regulation of transcription by RNA polymerase II.